Molecule: messenger RNA, 1320 nt
Organism: Stylophora pistillata
Lineage: Eukaryota; Metazoa; Cnidaria; Anthozoa; Scleractinia; Pocilloporidae
Product: dephospho-CoA kinase domain-containing protein
Biological process (GO): coenzyme A biosynthetic process
Molecular function (GO): dephospho-CoA kinase activity; ATP binding
Source: RefSeq, a predicted model, not a curated record
UGGUUGAGCCUCACAAGCCAGCAUGGAAGGCUAUUGUAAAGAACUUUGGAAGAGAUAUUUUACUGAACAAUGAGGAGAUUGAUAGGGUGAAGCUUGGAAAAAUUGUAUUUGAAGAUGAUGCCAAAAGACGUGUUCUGAACAAGUGCACACAUCCUUUUAUACAUCGUUCCAUUUUGUGGUCCUUGCUAAGGAAUUUUUUGUCAGGACUGACAUCGAGGGUUUUGGAUUUGAAUCUUGGCAGGUGCUUCUGACUCAUAACCUCUGAUAUUUCCCAAACAGUGAAGGGGUGCAGCUGCAACACUCCUGAUUGCUUCACCACCCUACACAAACUGAGACAGACUGCUUGUACAUGUAAGGCAAAGUGUGACACUUGGCCUGUGAAUGGACCCUUCAUUUACAAUGAAUAUAUGAACUUCAUAUAUUUUGAACUGCGGUAUUAGAUAAGUAUGAUGCACGAUCCUCCCAGUAGAGAGCUCAAUUGGUAGAAUGCUGCUCUAGUAUCGUAGAGGUCAGUGGUUUGAAUCCUGUACAGGCCUGAUUUUUUUUCAGGUCUGAUUUUCGCUAUUGCAAAAAUAGCACACUCUACUUCAAGGAUCGGGCAUCAUAUGGACCCGUCAUUGUUGAGUACUGUUAGAUGAACAGAUCUUUUAAAAGUUAGAGCUUCAUAAGUCUUGUUAAUCACUGGUCAGAAUUCUUUUAAGGCUUCUUCCAUUCUAAUUGAAGAAUACACGGAUGUCAAGAUUUGUUACCCCUGCCUCCUGUAUUGUUUGACUUGACAUUAGAGAAUUCCCCUUGAGCAAUCUUUUUUGUUCACUCAUUGCCUAGUUCAACACUGCCUACAAUGUAGGCUCAAUUUAACUCAUCCAGUAUGGCUUAAAUGUAAGUUACCACCUCAUCUCGUUUCUUAUGUGAAACAUCUUGUUUCUCUUGGGAAGCAUCUUGUUUCUCUUGAGAAGCAUCUUGUUUCUCUUGAGAGGCAUCUUGUUUCUCUUGAGAAGCAUCUUGUUUUUCUUGAGAAGCAUCUUGUUUCUCUUGAGAAGCAUCUAGUUUCUCUUGAGAUGCAUCUCUUUUUCUCAAUAUGCAUUUCGUUUCUCGCAAUACGCUUCUCGUUUCUCUCAACUGAGAAUCACAGGAAUGUUUAGCAUGGAUUAUAAUUAUUAGUCCCAAUAAAUUGGGGUGCAUAUCAAAGAUAACUGCUAUUAUGCUACAGGUAGCAUGUGAUAUAUAUCUCAUGUCAAAUGUGAGAUGCUGUGGGUAUUGAUCUCACUCUCUUCAUGUCGAACAAACAAGUUGAUCUUUUGUAAGUAUGUAUAAUGCAUA